Nyctereutes procyonoides (raccoon dog) is the source of this 11991-nucleotide messenger RNA. RefSeq names its product VPS35 endosomal protein sorting factor like (gene VPS35L). The record is from RefSeq and is a predicted model, not a curated record. Bases 383 to 3136 code for a protein of 917 amino acids. The transcript is spliced from 32 exons. Gene Ontology annotation, cellular component: endosome. Lineage: Eukaryota; Metazoa; Chordata; Mammalia; Carnivora; Canidae. Gene Ontology annotation, biological process: endocytic recycling.
UGCAACGGGGUUUUAUGCUGGAUCCGCAGGCAGCUGCCUUCCUCCUUCCCUGCAGCUGGCUCGCACUGCAGCGACUUCCUCCCGAGGCCUUGAGGCGCCAAAUCGGGAUUGGACGCCCCUGAGUUUCCUUGGAUCCGGUCGUGCGAAGCACCUUUUAGGGCAUUCCAGAAACAGGAACUACAAGGCUGAGUUUGCGUCAUGCCGCCUGGAGGCUGUGCCCUUGGAGUUUGGAGACUAUCACCCGCUGAAGCCUAUAACUGUCACAGAGUCAAAGACCAAGAAAGUGAGCCGGAAAGGCAGCACGUCUUCCACGUCCUCCUCGUCCUCCAGCUCUGUGGUGGACCCGCUGAGCAGCGUGCUGGAUGGGACUGACCCCCUCUCCAUGUUCGCAGCCACUGCUGAGCCCGCAGCCACGGACAGCUCUAGAAAGAGACGAGACAGAGAUGAGAACUCCAUCGUAGGAUCAGACUUUGAGCCCUGGGCUAGCAAACGAGGAGAAAUCCUUGCCCGGUACACCACCACAGAAAAGCUCUCCAUCAAUCUGUUUAUGGGAUCUGAAAAAGGCAAAGCCGGGACUGCCACAUCCGCAAUGUCAGAGAAGGUUCGCACCAGGCUGGAGGAGCUGGAUGACUUUGAGGAGGGAUCCCAAAAGGAGCUGUUGAAUUUGACUCAACAGGAUUAUGUGAACCGCAUAGAGGAGCUCAACCAGUCGCUGAAGGAUGCCUGGGCCUCGGACCAGAAAGUGAAAGCUCUAAAAAUAGUCAUCCAGGAUCAGCCUGUCAAUUUCUGUCCACUACCUGCACCCCUCCCCCUGAAGAACUGGGAUUUUGAUAGGGAUUGUGUUGACUUUACAAAGUUGGUUAGAUUUGCUGUCUUAACAGUGUGUUCAAAGCUUCUUUCGGACACAAGCGUUAUUCAGUUCUACCCAAGCAAAUUUGUCCUUAUCACCGACAUACUCGAUACAUUUGGAAAGCUCGUGUAUGAGCGCAUCUUCUCCAUGUGUGUGGAUAACCGCAGCGUCUUACCAGAUCACUUCUCUCCAGAGAAUGUAAAUGACACGGCCAAAGAAACAUGCUUAAAUUGGUUUUUCAAGAUUGCUUCCAUCAGGGAACUCAUUCCAAGAUUUUACGUGGAAGCAUCUAUCCUGAAGUGUAACAAGUUCCUCUCUAAAACGGGGAUUUCAGAAUGUCUGCCCCGGUUGACUUGUAUGAUUCGCGGAAUUGGAGACCCACUGGUGUCAGUGUACGCCAGGGCCUAUCUGUGCCGGGUGGGAAUGGAAGUGGCUCCACAUCUCAAAGAAAGCCUGAAUAAGAACUUUUUUGAUUUCCUCCUCACAUUCAAACAGAUUCAUGGGGAUACAGUCCAGAACCAGCUGGUGGUCCAGGGAGUGGAGCUUCCAUCCUACCUGCCCUUGUACUCGCCUGCUAUGGACUGGAUCUUCCAGUGCAUUUCCUACCACGCCCCAGAGGCUCUGCUGACUGAGAUGAUGGAGAGAUGCAAGAAACUAGGAAACAAUGCCUUGCUGUUGAAUUCUGUGAUGUCAGCUUUCCGGGCCGAGUUCAUCGCCACAAGGUCCAUGGAUUUCAUUGGCAUGAUUAAAGAGUGUGAUGAGUCGGGUUUCCCCAAGCAUCUUCUUUUUCGCUCAUUGGGGUUAAACUUAGCCUUGGCUGACCCUCCUGAGGGUGAUCGACUCCAGAUUCUCAAUGAAGCUUGGAAAGUCAUCACUAAAUUGAAGAAUCCACAGGACUACAUUAACUGUGCUGAAGUGUGGGUGGAGUACACCUGCAAGCAUUUCACGAAACGAGAGGUGAAUACCGUUCUGGCUGAUGUCAUCAAGCACAUGACUCCAGAUCGUGCCUUUGAAGACUCCUACCCUCAGCUUCAGUCAAUAAUUAAGAAAGUGAUCGCGCACUUCCAUGAUUUCUCCGUUCUUUUCUCGGUGGAAAAAUUUUUGCCAUUUCUGGACAUGUUCCAAAAAGAGAGUGUGCGGGUGGAGGUUUGCAAAUGCAUCAUGGAAGUUUUUAUCAAGCAUCAGCAAGAGCCUACAAAGGAUCCUGUCAUUCUGAAUGCCCUUUUGCACGUCUGCAAGACCAUGCAUGACUCUGUGAAUGCACUCACUCUUGAGGAUGAGAAAAGAUUGCUGGCAUAUUUGAUUAAUGGAUUUAUAAAAAUGGUUUCCUUUGGCCGUGACUUUGAACAACAGCUAAGUUUUUAUGUUGAGGCUAGGUCAAUGUUUUGCAACCUGGAACCUGUUCUUGUGCAAUUGAUUCACAGUGUAAACCGGUUGGCAAUGGAAACAAGAAAAGUAAUGAAAGGAAAUCAUUCCAGAAAGACGGCUGCCUUUGUCCGGGCCUGUGUUGCCUACUGCUUCAUCACCAUCCCCUCCCUGGUGAGCAUUUUCACACGACUCAACCUCUACCUGCAUUCUGGUCAGGUUGCCUUGGCCAACCAGUGCCUCUCCCAAGCUGAUGCCUUUUUCAAAGCCGCUAUUAGCCUCAUUCCAGAAGUUCCAAAGAUGAUUAAUAUUGAUGGAAAGAUGCGACCAUCGGAAUCAUUCCUUCUGGAAUUCCUCUGCAAUUUCUUUUCUACUUUAUUAAUAGUUCCGGAUCAUCCUGAGCAUGGAGUCUUGUUUCUUGUUCGUGAGCUUCUUAACGUGAUCCAGGACUACACCUGGGAGGACAAUGGUGACGAUAAAAUCCGCAUCUACACCUGCGUCCUGCACCUCCUAUCCGCCAUGAGCCAGGAGACCUAUCUCUACCACAUAGACAAAGUUGACUCCAAUGACAGCCUCUACGGGGGAGACUCCAAGUUCCUGGCUGAAAACAACAAGCUGUGUGAGACGGUGAUGGCUCAGAUCCUGGAGCAUCUGAAAACCUUGGCCAAGGAUGAGGCUCUCAAGCGCCAGAGCUCACUGGGCCUUUCCUUCUUUAAUAGCAUCUUGGCCCACGGGGACCUGCGCAACAACAGACUCAACCAGCUCUCUGUCAACCUGUGGCACCUGGCACAGAGGCAUGGCUGUGCAGAUACCAGGACCAUGGUGAAAACUCUGGAAUACAUCAAGAAGCGAAGCAAACAACCAGAUAUGGGUCAUCUGACUGAGCUGGCCCUCAGGCUUCCUCUGCAAACAAGGACCUGACUGGUGCUUUGAAGCCAAGUCCAGAAAGACCUGCCUUGCUUUUUUUGUUUUAUUUUUACAUACACAAAUUGGUUUAAGCUUUGGCCUCUACCCAAAUUUUUGCGACAGUGGAGGAGGAAUUGUCAGAGCGUUAAAAUCCAAUCUUGUUCCUAAGAGUAGCAGUGUCUGUGCACAAGUGGCCUUCAGACUGGCCUUUAUUGAGAAACAAAAAUCCAAGUAACAUCUGUCACAUGUGUGUACUUUUUAUUUUUUUAAUUAGGAAAAGAACCUUGAAAAGGUGUUUACUUUUAAAGAGCCACUGUCCCCUAAUUUGAGGGCCUCAAGUCUGGAAUGUUGCCUAAACCACCACAGAUUUAUAAAAAGUAGAUGGUUCAAUUAACUUUUCUAUCAAAAGCAGCUCUUGACAGGACUUAGAAUAUACUGGUAUAUACCUAGCUCUCACCAACACAGAAGAUGUGGGUGCCAUGGCUCAGGCACACGUGGGCACCGCAGGACCACACAGCAGAAGGUGCACAGCUACUGUAUGUAACGUGUUAUGCACAAGCACCAUGAGCAGGUGACCCCAGGGCACCCACAGGAACUCCUGGGAAGAUGGCAGAGUAAGAAGGCCCUGAAUUAACCUCCUCCCACGGACACACCAGUGAUGCAACUACACAACAUGCAACUCACUGAGAAAAUGACCCAAAGACUUAGCAGAACAGCUCUUAUACAACUAGACACAAAAAGCUGCAGUGAGAAGGGCAGGAGGGGCAGAGUGUGGUCAAGCCUGUCACUGGGUGGGGUAUGCACCAGGAAGAUGAGUGCCCAUAUUGUCUAGUUGUGGAAAUCUGUGGGGCUUACCUCUGGGAGAGCCAGAAGGCUAUAGAAAACUGAGGCUUUACUCUUCAUCACUCUGAGAUCCAGCACCGAGGCAGCAGUUUGAAAAGAGCCUGGGUUAUGUAUACAUGAAGGAUAUUUACUAAUUUUCAGGCGUGUGCUAGGGGCAACAAUGUGUAGGAAUUUUCUCUGGGAAGGAAAGAGUUCACCGGUCCAACUUUCCUGCCCUCUUUUAGCCUACCUGGUCCAACACUGGUGGGUACCAGUUCUGGCACUUUCUAUCUACCCUGCUAGCACCAUUGGCACUGCCCAGGCAUUUCCCUUAGGACCCACCUUCCCAAAAGGCACAACUCCUGCCCACCAGUGCUCAUAGCAGCUGUGGCCAAGCCUCACUGCCAGUCUUGCCAGGGGCUAACCCCACCCAUCAGUGCCCAAACAAGCCACACAGGGGACAUGUCUGGAGCACCUGCUUCUGGUGGCCGGGGCAGACUGUAGUACUGGCCCCACAGGAUGCCUUCCACAUUAGGCCACUACCUUCAAGACUAGAUGUAGCUGAUCUAAUACAUAUAAACAUGGAGUAUGUUCCAAACAACCAAAACAAAACCUCAAAAAAGAACCAGAGAUAAACAAUCUACCUGAUAAGAGUUCAAAGUAACCACCUAUCAUAAAGAUGCUAGGUGGACUUGAAUUCAGUGAGGACUUUAACAAAGAGCUAGAAAAUAUAAAAAAGGACCAAUGAGAGCUGAAUAUAAUAAAUGAAAAAAUCACCUUCUAGCGAAUCAACAUCAAAUCAGAGGGUGCAGAAAAAUGAAUCAGCAAUCUGGAACACAGGGUAUUAGAAAUCAAGGUAAACAGCAAAAAAAUAAAAAUAAUAAUAGAACAAGAAACUUCCGGGACAUCAUCAAGCAUAUUAACAUUUGUACUACAAGCAUACCAGAAAAGAGAGAAAAAGAGGCAGAAAAUUACUUGAAUAACAGAUCACUAUAACCUAGAGAAGGAAAUACCUAGCACCAGGAAGCACAGAAAGCCUCAAACAAUAAAUCCAAAGAGGUCCACAGCAAGACAUACAUUUGGCUCUGGAACAACACAGAUCCACUUACAUGUGUUUUUUCUAUACAGUACAGAACUAUAUUUUCUCUAGCUUUAUUGUGAGAAUACAGUAUGUGAUACAUAUAACAAAAUAUGUGUCAAUCAGCUGUUUAAGGCUUCUGGUCACCAGUAAGCUAUUAGUAGUUAAAUUUGGGGGGAGUCAGAAGUUAUAUGUGGAUUUCUAACUGCACAGGGGGAUUAGUGCCCCUAACCCCUGCACUGUUUAGGGGUCAACUGUAGUUACAAUGUCAAAAAUUAAUGAAACUUUAAAGGCAGGAGAAAAGCAAUAAUAUACAAAGGAAACUCCCACAAGGCUAUCAACAGAUUUUUCAGCAAAAACUAUGCAGGCCAGAAAGGAAUGGUCUGAUCUAUUCAAAGUGCUGAAAAGAAAAAACCUACAGCCAAGAAUACCUGCCAAGAUUAUCAUUCAGAAUUGCAGGAGAAAUAGUUUCCCAAACAAAAGAGUUCAUCACCACUAAACCAUCCUUACAGGAAAUGUUAAAGGGACUUUAAGUGUAAAAGGACGUAACUAGAUGAAAAUGAUGAAAGAAAAAAUUUCAUUGGUAAGAAUAAACAUACAAUAAAGGUAGAUCAUUUAUAAUAGUAUGAAGGUUAAAAGACAAAAGUAGUAUCAUCAAUUAUAUCUACAAUAAUAAGUUAAGAGAUACACAAAAUAAAAAGAUGUAAAGUAUGACACCAAAUACAUAAAAUGUGGAAGGGGAGAACAGUAAAAAUGUAAUGCAUUUAGAAUAUGUUCAAACUUAAGUGACCAUUAAAAUAAAUGCUAUAUACAUUGUUAUAUAUGAACCUCGCAUGGUAACCAAACACCAAAAACCUAAUAGAUACACAAAAAAUAUGAAAGAAUCCAAGCCUGAAAGUCAUCAAACAAGAGAGAACAGAAAAGAAUAAAGACAACCAGAAAACAAUUAAAAUGGAAGUACAGUUGACCCUUGAACAGCAUAUAUUUGAACUCCACAUGGAUUAUUUUCAAGAAGUACAAUACUGUAAAUGUUUUCUAUUCCAUAUGAUUUUUAAAAAAUAUUUAUUUAUUCAUGAGAGACAGAGAGGCAGAGACACAGGCAGAGGGAAAAGCAAGCUCCGUGCAGGGAGCCCGAUUUGGGUCAUGAUCCUGGGACUCCAGGAUCAUGACCUGAGCUGAAGGCAGAUGCUCAACUACUGAGCCAUGCAAUUUCCUAUUCCUUAUGAUUUUACUAUUUUUAACUUACUUUAAUACAGUAUGUAAUACAUCUAUUCUACAAAAUAUGUGUUAAUCAACUGUUUAUGUUACCGAGCAAGGCUUCUGGUAAGCUAUUAAUACUUAAGUUUGGGGGGACUCAAAAGUUCUAUGUGGGUUUUCAACUGCAUGGAGGUCAGUCGGUAUCCCUAACCACCUUGUUCAUGGGCAAAUGUAUUUACUUCUCAAUAAUUACUUUAAAUGUACUAAAUGCUCCAAUCAAAAGAGAGUGAAUGAUUAAAAAAAAAAAAAGACCCAUCCAUAUGAUGCCUGUAAGAGACACUUCAGGCCACAAGAACAAGCAAUCAAAAUUAAAAAUCAGAAAAACCACAAAUACAUUGAUGCUGAACAACACGGUACUAAACCAAUGGAUCAGUGAAGAAACCAAAAAGGAUAAAAACAUACCUUGUGACAAAUAACGGGAACACAACAUUCCAAAAUCUUGGGACACAGAAAAAGCAGUUCUAAGACGGAAAUUUACGGUGAUACAGACCUACCUUAAGAAACAAGAAAAAUCUAACACAAUCUAGCCUUAGAACUAAAGGAACUAGAAAAAGAACAAACAAGCCCAAAGUUAAUGAAACUUUAAAGGCAGGAGAAAACUGCUGUCACGUUAGAAGGAAUGAAAUAAUGAAGAUUAGAGUGGGAGUACAUGAAAUAGAGACCCAAACCAAACCAACAACCCAAUAACAGAAGACCAACGAAUUCUUGAAAAGAUAAAAUUGAUAAACCUUUAAACCACACUCAAGAGAAAGAGUCCUCAGAUAUACAAAAUCAGACAUGGAAGAGAAGUUACAAUUGACACUACAGAAAUAUGAAUUGUAAGAGACUACAAAAAAUUGCAUGCCAACAAACUGGACAACCUAGAAGAAAUGGACAAAUUACUAGGAAUGUACAAUCUCCAAAACUGAAUCAGGAAUAGGAAAUCUGGACAGAAUUGUUACUAGUAAUGACAGUGAAUGAGUAAUCAAAACACUCCCAACAAACAAAAGUCUAGGACCUGAUAGCUUCACAGGUGAAGCCAAACAUUUAAAGAGUUAAUACCUAUCCUCCUCAAUUACUGCAAAAAAUUGAAGGGGAAUGAAUGCUUCCAAAUUUUCUAUGAGGCCAGCGUUACUCUGAUACCAAAACCAGACAAAGAUACUACAGGGAAAAAAAAGCUAAUUAUAGGCCAAUAACAUCCCUGAUCAACACCAAUGCAAAACUCAACAAAAUAUUAGCAAGCCAAAUUCAACAAAACAUUGAAAGGAUUACUCACCAAGAUCAAAUGGAUUUAUUCCAGGGAUGCAAAGAUAGUUCAGUAUCUGCAAAUCAGUGUGACACACUACAUUAACAAAAUGAAGAAUUAAAAAUGAUCAUCUCAUUAGACGCAGAAAAUUUGACAAAAUUCAACACCUAUUCAUGAUAAUAACUCUGAACACAAUGGGUAUAGAAAGAACAUACUUCAUCAUUAUAAAAGCCCAAGCGCCUAACAUACCCCAUCAUGAAAAGCUGAAGGUUUUUCCUCUAAGAUCAGGUACAGGAUAAAGAUGUCUGCUCUCCCCAGGUUUAUUCAACACAGUACAGAGGUCUGAGCCGUAACAAUCAUGUAAGGAAAACAAAAGGCAUCCAGAUUGGUUAAAAGGUAGUAAAACUGUCACUAUUUGCAGGUGACACAAUUUGUGCAGGUCUGCUAUGGGAGGGGAUCUGCAGUCUCAAUGGGAGUUUUAGGUGGGCUGCAGGUCCCUUCCCAGAGCAGACCUACACAAACCCUGCUACACAGAAAACCCUAGAGACCAAAAACCAAAACCAAAAAAAAAAAACCCCAACACCACUAUAAUAAUAAAUGAACUCAGUAAAAGUUGCAAGAUACAGAAUUAAUAAACAGAAACUGUUUCAUUUCCAUACACUAAUAAUGAACUAGCAGGAGGAGAAAUUUUUUAAAUCCCUGUUUAUAACUUCAUUAAAAAGAAGAACGCAGGGCAGAGAAGACUCUCCACAGCUAAAUGUAGAAGAGAGGCCACACUGAAGUGGGUAGGAAAGGGGGGGGAGACCCGGAUGGGAGCUAAACUGACUACAGGACUGUCCAGAGAAGGGAGGGGUGCCACAGACAGGGGAAAGGAGGAGGUCCUCACCCCGAGCAUGGGGAGCCCAGACAGGAAAGAUAAAUCAACUUUUCAUUUAGCUUUGAAAAGCAGGGAGCAUCAUAACUCCACUAGUCCUUACAAUCAGUGCAGCCUGAUGCUUGGGACUUUAAAAAUAGGAGGGCUCAGCUCUGGAAGGACAAUAGGAAAUGGACUCUAUCCUUAAGUAGACCAUACAAGAAACAGCCCCAUGGAGAUAAAACAUAGAAGUAGCAGUUUGAGAAACACCUGGGAUAUACAAUAGGGAGAUUGGUUUACUAAUACAGCAGCAUUUGCUGGAGGGGCAGGGAUCCUUGGGAGACUUCUCCAAGAACAAGGGAGCUGGUGAAUGCCAUCCCCCUCCCCCCUGCCGGAGCCAAACAUACACAGACACCUGUAGGAACCAGCAGAGCACACCAUUUUCCAGGUAGCUUGAUGACAUUGUGCACCCAGCCCCACACUUCUGUGGAUCUACCCACUCCAACCUGGCAGCCUUGGCAGGACUUUUAGGUAGCUGCAGAUCUCUUCCACAGCAGACCUGCACAAACCCUGCUACAACCAUGUGCUCCGGUAUUCUAUGGACCUGCUUCUUCCAAUGCACCAUUGGCCAGAGCCCAUCCAAAGCAGUGCCACAAGCCUGGUAAUGUGCAAGUGGCCCCAACAGGUGCCAGCACCACUCCAAAGUGACUCCUGCCCCAGGGGAGGGGAAGAUAACCCCACACACUAGUCUGUGAUCUCAGCAAUGGGCUAGGAGCAGACAUCUGGUCUGACUGCAGGCCCUGCCCUAUCCACCAACAAAUCUUCUCAGGGGUCAAUGCAAGGAAAAGUGCCUGUAGUUGAGUGCUACUGCAUCUCUGACAAAUCCUUGGUCUGGCUCACCUCAAGCCAGAGGUGGCCCAAGACUUGCCCACUAACACAGAGACCAAACCCUGCCCACAACAGACAACCACUGCUGACAACUGAAGGCAAAAGCAGCUCAGCCACAGUUAACAGGGCUCUCACAUCACACAUAGUAGAAACCCCAGAAGCACCAGAUUCUGGUAAAUGGGACAUUGCAGGACACCACAGGACCGCUUCUUCAUAAGGCCACUACUUUCAAGAACAGAAGAGGUAGCUGACUUUCCUAACACAUAGAAAGAGACACACAGACAAAAUGAGGUGAUAAAGGUGUAUGUCACAAAUGAAAGAACAAGACAAAAUCAUAGCAAGAGAGCUAAACAUAAUGGAGAUAAGUAAUAUAUAUGCCUGAUUAAUAAUUUAAGUAAUAGUUAUAAAGAUACUCACUGGACUAAAGAGUGGAGGACCUCAGGAAGACCCUUAACAAAGAGAGAGAAAACAUAAAAAGAACUAAUCAGAGAUAAAGAACUCAAUAAAUAAAAUGCAUAAUACACUAGAUGGAAUAAAUACAGGAAGUAGAACAGAUCAAUGACUUGGAGGACAGUAAUAGAAAACAAUCAAACAGAACGAGAAAAAAAAUGAAAAUAUACUUAGGGAAUUCAGCAACACUAUCAGCCUAACAAUAUUUGCAUUACAGGAAUCCCAGAAGAAGAAAUACAAAGGGGGGCAGAAAGUUUAUUUUAGGAAAUAGCUGAAAAGUUCCCCAAAUCUGGGGAUGGAAAUGAAUCCAGAUCCAGGAGGCACAGAGAGCCCCUAACAAAAUCAACCCAAGGAAGUCCACACCAAGACACAUGGUAAUUAAAAUGGCAAAGAGUAGUAAUAAAGAGAACUUUAAAAGCCACAAGGGAAAACAGUACAUACAAGGGAAACCCUGUAAGGCAAUUAUAUGAUUUUUCAACAGAAAUGUUUACACGCCAGAGAGGAGUGGCAUGAUAUAUUCAAAGUGCUGAAAGGAUGAAACCUGCAGGGGAUCCCUGGGUGGCGCAGUGGUUUGGCGCCUGCCUUUGGCUCAGGGCGCGAUCCUAGAGACCCGGGAUCGAAUCCCACGUCGGGCUUCCGGUGUAUGGAGCCUGCUUCUCCCUCUGCCUGUGUCUCUGCCUCUCUCUCUCUCUCUGUGACGAUCAUAAAUAAAUAAAAAAUUAAAAAAAAUAAAAAAUAAAAAAAUAAAAAACCUGCAGCCGAGGAUACGCUUUACAGCAAGGUUAUGGUUCAGAAUAAGAGGGUUUCCCAGACAAAAGAUAAAGGAAUUCAUGACCACUACACUAGCUAUAUAAAAAAUGUUAAAGGGAACUCUCUGAAUGGAAAGGAGGGACAAUAAAUAGGAGUAAGAAAAGCAGGAAGCACAAAAGUAGUAAAAUUAAGUGUAUCUAUGAAAAUCAGUCAAGAGAUUCACAAAAUAAAAGGAUAUAAAGUAUGACACUAUAAACUUUAAAUGUGUAUGGGGGAGUAAAUAAUGGAUUCAAACUUAAGGGACUACCAACUUAAUGUAGACUGAUGUAAUGUAUACAUGUUAUAUACAAACCUAAUGGUAACCACAAAUCAAAAAUCAAUACUAGAUAUGCAAAAAAAUAAAGGAAUCCAAGUAUAAAAGCCAGCAAACAGUGAGAAAAGAGAGAAGGAACAGAAAAGAACUUCAUAAAACAAGCAAAAUGGCAAUAAAUACAUAUCUUUCGUGAAUUGCUUAAAAUGCAAGCAGCCCAAAGGUCUAUUGAUAGAUGAAUGGAUAAAGAGGAUGUGACACACACUCAAAUAUUACUCAUCCAUAAAAAGGAAGAAAAUCUUGCCAUAUGCAACAUGGAUGGAUCUGGAGUAUAACACUAAGUGCAGUCAGUCCGAGAAAAGAUAAAUACCGUAUGAUUUCACUCAGAUGUGCAAUUUAAGAAACAAAACAAAUGAACAAAGAAAAAAAGAGACAAAAAAACUAGACCAUGGAGAACUGAUGGUUCCCAGAGGGGAGGUAGAUGGGGCGAUGUGUGAAAAUUGGUGAAGGGGAUUAAGAGUACACUUAUUAUGAGGAGCACUCAGGAAUGUGUAAGAAUUGUUGAUUCACAGUAUCAUACACCUGAACUAAUAUAACACUGUAUGUUAAUUACACUGGAAUGCAUACAUACCUAAGAAUAAAUUUAACCAAGGAGGUGAAAAAACUACACUGAAAAUUAUAAGAUACUGAUGAAAGAAACUGAAGAUCACAUAAAUAAAUGGAAAGAUAUACUAUGCUUGUGGAUUGGAAGAAUUUUGUUAAAAUAGCCACACUACCCAAAGCAAUCUACAGGUUCAGUGCAAUCCCUAUCAAAAUACCAACAGCAUUUUCCACAGAACUAGAACAAAUAAUCCUAUAAUUUGUGUGGAAUCACAAAAGACCCUGAAUAGCCAAAGCAAUCUUGGGAGAGAAAAACAAAGCUGGAGGUAGCACAAUCCCAGAUUUCAAACUACACUACAAAACAGUAAUAAUCAAAGGAUAACGGUACUGGAACAAAAACAGACACAGAUCAAUAGAGAACAGAGAGCCCAGAAAUAAACUCACACUUAUAUGGUCAAUUAAUCUAUGACAAAGGAUCCAACAAUGGUGGGGAAGAGUCUCCUCAAUAAAUGGUGUUGGGCAGAUGCCUGGGUGGCUCAGCGGUUGAGUGUCUGCCUUAGGCUUAGAGUGUGAUCCGAAGGUCAGGGCUCAAGUCCUGCAUUGGGCUCCUUGCAUGGAGCCUUCUUCUCCCUCUAUG